AUUCAUUUUUCAGAAAAGCAAAACAUAGUCCUGAAACAUAGUCCUGAAGCAUACAAUUGAAAGAGGUAAUAAAAAUGACCGCCAAUUUCAUGAAAUUAUGCUCGCUUAUAUUACAAGAGCACUUUGGAGAAACUGCUAAGAUUGUAGGCGAAAAUCUUUUUACAUCUGUGUCCAAAACAAUCACUGGAAUUGUUACUUCUACAAAACUUAGCCGAAAACAGGUCAUAGCCAGUUUAUCGAUAUUGGUGCAGCAUCAAUUUGUCAAAUUCACUGCAUGUGAACAUAAUGAAAGCAUAGCCGAAUACUCGCUUCUUCCUGACAAAAUACUUCUUAUGUUACGAUAUCCUCACUACGUCUGUUUCAUAUUAAAAAAAUAUGGAAAUAUGUCAGCUCUUUUGCUGGAAGAGGUUUUACAUUCAAGUGUUGGAAUUGCAGAAUUAAUCAUUGCUAGAUGCUACAGCCAACUUGAAAGGAAAAAUGAUAACACCUUGAAAGAACUUCGCGAUGCUUUUUGUCAUCUUGUCAAUGAAACUAUUUUUAUAAGACAUCCAAACAUAUCAGACGACUCAGUUCCACAACUGAAACUUGAUAAGAUACAUUUUUUUGAAUUGCCUGAUAUAGAUUUGGAAGACAUCAAGUCAUACAUUGAAAGUGGUUGCGAACCGUCAUCAAACAUUUAUUGGACUGUUAAUUUUGACUGCUUGCAUAGGCAUUUAAGGGAUAAGAUUCUUGUAAAUACGAUCGAUCGUCAAAUCGAUGUCAAUGCUGGUGAAGCUUUUCAAUUUAUUUUACAACUGAUGGAAAAAAAAACUGAUGCUUGGAAUACAACAUCCAAUCCAAUAUCAUAUUUUGAACUGAAACAAUUGAUUACAAGAAAAUCUAGUAAUUCAGACCUUGUAAAGUAUUUUGAUCAAUACAUUUCAGUGAUAGAAAAAAAUGAAAGUGGAUUCCUCAAAAAAAUUGAUGAAUCAGGUGGCGGCAUAUACACGGUUAAUAUGGUUGUGGCGCUUCAACAACUUGUCUGGACAAUCAUUGAAAACGUGAUCACUCAAAAAUUUGGGUCAAAAGCAACUCGAAUUUUUCGUGUUGUAAAAGCAAGAAAAUAUCUCGAGCAAGAAGAAAUUCAGAGAGAAGCUAUGAUUCCCGGAAAAGAAGCAAAGUUACACACAUACCGUUUACUGGAGGAAGGUUUUUUACAAAUCCAUACAAUUAAAAAGGUUGGAGGUGGUGGAACUGGACCUGUAAAAGCUUUUUAUCUUUUUCAUAUAAAUCAAUAUCACAUUGUUUUGAUGUUAAUUGAAACAUGUUAUAAAGCGUUAUACAACUCUAUGAAGCGUGGCAAUAUAGAUAAGGAAAUUAACAAACGACUUAUGGAAAAGUCUAUGAGACUUCAAUUCAUUGUUGAUGCAAUGAAAGAACGAGGGGAGUCAGAAGAAGUUAUACACGAGAUCAAUGAAACUCUUACUCCACCUGAGAAAGAGAUUGUAGAAAAAACAAAAUCAAGACUUAAACAUCUUGAAAGUUCUGAGAUAGUCAUUGACGAAAUGCUUUUCCUGUUUCAACUUUUCAUUUAUUAUCAAUCACCAGCCAAUAAAUAGCAAUACAGCUGAAUUUGAGAAAAAAAACGUAAAAAAUGUUGAUUAAAAUUAACAAGUACAAUUUAUUAAACUCUUAAUUAUGGAAACAGAUUUAUAUCUGUGAAAACUUAACAUUCAAAUUGUUUUUGUAAUAGCUCGUGACACUUACAUAUGGUUACAUUCAU
This is a messenger RNA of Clunio marinus, 1762 nucleotides long. NCBI's taxonomy places the organism in Eukaryota, Metazoa, Arthropoda, Insecta, Diptera, Chironomidae. The record is from the annotation of a GenBank genome assembly.